Molecule: messenger RNA, 2420 nt
Organism: Danio aesculapii
Lineage: Eukaryota; Metazoa; Chordata; Actinopteri; Cypriniformes; Danionidae
Gene: gpsm2l
Product: G protein signaling modulator 2, like
Exons: 14
Coding region: 146-2134 (662 amino acids)
Molecular function (GO): GTPase regulator activity; protein binding
Source: RefSeq, a predicted model, not a curated record
GAAAGUGUCUUGAGAAAACAUGGCGGAGUAAGAGAAAAACAAAUUCACCGAUGCUUCUUGCCAACGCGUGAAACUCUCCGACCGCAGGACAUGUAGCGCGGCUUAAACACACUUUACAGCGGUACAAAUCUGAAAGUGUCUAAGGAUGGAGGCCUCGUGUCUGGAACUGGCUCUGGAAGGUGAGCGUCUGUGUAAAGUGGGAGAUUACCGUGCGGGCGUCUCGUUUUUUGAGUCCGCCAUCCAGGUGGGCACUGAAGACCUGCAGAUUCUGAGCGCCAUCUACAGUCAGCUGGGCAAUGCCUACUUUCACCUGCACGACUACAAUAAGGCUCUGGAGUACCAUCGGCAUGACCUCACACUCACCAGAACUAUUGGAGAUCAGCUGGGAGAAGCUAAAGCCAGCGGUAACCUUGGAAAUACAUUGAAGGUUCUCGGUCGCUAUGAUGAAGCAGCAGUUUGUUGCCAAAGACACCUGGAUAUUGCCAGGACGCUCCAUGAUAAGGUGGGGCAGGCUCGAGCGCUCUAUAAUUAUGGGAAUGUGUACCACGCCAAAGGGAAGAACAUAUGUUGGAGUGGGAUGGACCCUGGAGAAUUUCCAGAAGAGGCACACAUCGCGCUGAAGAAAGCGACAGAGUUAUAUGAAGCGAAUCUGGCCAUUGUGAAAGAGUUGGGCGACAGAGCGGCUCAAGGCAGGACCUAUGGUAACCUUGGCAACUCACACUAUUUGCUUGGAAACUUCCAGGAUGCUGUUCUUGCACAUGAGCAGCGUCUCCUCAUUGCAAAGGAGUUUGGAGACCGGGCUGCAGAGAGGAGAGCAUAUUGCAAUCUUGGAAAUGCAUACAUAUUCCUUGGAAAGUUUGAAGUCGCUGCAGAGCAUUACAAACGGACUCUUCAGUUGGCGCGUCAGCUGAAGGACCGGGCAGUGGAGGCUCAGGCCUGCUACAGUCUGGGAAACACAUACACACUCCUGCAGGACUACGAGAGAGCCAUCGACUAUCACCUCAAACAUCUGAUAAUCGCUCAGGACCUGAAGGACAGGAUUGGUGAAGGAAGAGCCUGCUGGAGUUUAGGGAACGCUUACACCGCUUUGGGAAACCACGAACAGGCCAUGAGCUUUGCUGAAAAGCAUCUGGAGAUUUCCAAAGAGAUUGGAGAUCGCAGUGGGGAGCUGACAGCCAGAAUGAACGUCUCUGAUCUGCAGUUAGUUUUGGGACUGGUGCAAAACAACUCAAACCCUAACAGCUCUGUGUUAAUUGGGAGUCCGGCCGCUGACAGCAGUCUGACCGACGGACGAUCCAGAGGAAGCCGGAGACUCAGCAUGGAGAACAUGGAGCUCAUGAAACUGACCUCAGAGAAAAAUAUGGGUCAGAGCUCUGAGGAGACUAAAACCCCUCAACAAACCAAAUCGCCAACCAAAACAACCGUAGCCAAGACCUCUUCCAAGCUUUUCUUCAUAAAUCGCUUCAAAAGUAAAAAGCACAGACCGAACGGCUCAAGCCUCGGUUCACCUACUGAGAAUAAUAACAACAGCAGCAGUAGCAGCGGCACUCCUUCAGCACCUCUGGAAACACAGUGUGCUCCAGACACUCUGGGUGACGAUGGCUUCUUUGACCUCCUCAGCCGUUUUCAGGGGAGCCGUAUGGAUGACCAAAGGUGCUCAUUAGAGGACGGCACUCGCCGUGUUCCUGCCCCUUCCUUCCCCUGUGAAACCCCGUCUGUAGCCUUAAGGAAACCUACUUCCGCGUGCGAAACCGAGGCCUCUGCACAGCCAGGACAUUUUCUAGACCUUCUGGCCAGUUCUCAGAGCCGCCGGCUGGACGAGCAGCGGGUCAGUGUGGACAGUCUGCCGGGUCUCCGUCUGGAUCAACGCCACAGCCAGGACGUCCUCAGCAAACUCAUGGCCACGGGCAAUAGCAGAGAGGCAGAUGAAGACUUCUUCGACAUGCUGAUUAAAUGCCAGGGAUCCAGGCUGGAUGAUCAGAGAUGUGCUCCUCCUCCUCCUCCAACCAGAGGUCCUACAGUCCCUGAUGAGGACUUCUUCAGCCUCAUUCUUCGCUCGCAAGCCAAACGCAUCGACGAGCAGAGGGUCAUUUUACCGUCAGACUCCAGACCUGUUCACACAAACCCUGACUGACCGGCUCCUUUAGCAAACCUGAUGUUUUGGGUAUUAUUUAAAGAUAUUAAUCAUGCACUGCACUACAUUUUCUUCCUCAGUGUUUGAUCCAAAUGAAGAUGUUUACUUGAAGCUACAUGUUUACUUUUAUAUCAAAUCUUUAUGCUUAAAUACUUUUCUUAUUCCACCUUUUUUUCCUCAUUAGAAGCAUAAAAUAGUAAGAUUUAAAUAUUUGUAGGGGAAAAAUUAAAGAUUAUAUUUCCAUAAUUCUGACUUUAUUUCUUGACAUUAUUAUUAUUAUUUUUUA